Trematomus bernacchii (emerald rockcod) is the source of this 2838-nucleotide messenger RNA. RefSeq names its product zinc finger protein 664-like. The transcript has 2 exons. The record is from RefSeq and is a predicted model, not a curated record. Gene Ontology annotation, biological process: regulation of transcription by RNA polymerase II. Bases 83 to 1390 code for a protein of 435 amino acids. Gene Ontology annotation, molecular function: RNA polymerase II cis-regulatory region sequence-specific DNA binding; DNA-binding transcription factor activity, RNA polymerase II-specific. Gene Ontology annotation, cellular component: nucleus. NCBI's taxonomy places the organism in Eukaryota, Metazoa, Chordata, Actinopteri, Perciformes, Nototheniidae.
CACACCGGAAGUAAGCAGCACAAGCUUUUAACUCUACGCGGUAUACACAUAUGGUCAUUUCCGGCGCCAUUAAACAACAAUAAUGUCUGCAGUUCCGAGUUUGAGAGAGUUUGUCAACGAGAGACUGACUGCUGCUGCUGAAGAAAUAUUGGGAGUUUUUGAAAGAACUAUCGUCGAGUACGAGGAAGAGAUUGAUCGUCAGCGCAGACUGUUGAACAUCUUACCCACAAUAAAGUUACACAGGAUAGAGCUCCCUCAGCAACAUGUCUGUAAGGAGGAGGAGGUUUUCUCUGAGCAGCAGCUCUGCAUUCAGGAGAAAAACUCCGGUCUGGACCAAGAGGACCCAGAGCCUCCACAGAUACAAGAGGAACAAGAGGAGCUGUGCAGCAGUGAGGAGCAGCUUGUACUGAAGCAGGAGACUGAUGACUUUAUGUUGACUCCGACUUAUAUGGAAAGUGAUCACAGUGAAGAUCAGACUCUGAACCGGAGCAUCAGUGACACUCAGCAGUGUAAUGUAGCAUCAGAAGAAGGGAUUGUAUACACAAACAGGGACCACCAGCUCCUCUCUCACAACUCUCCACUAGCUGAGAGCCAAGAUCAGAAAGUUGGCAAGCAUGGAGACUCAGGAUCAACUCACGCAGAGCCAGAAGUAAACCAGCUAGAUAACAUUAUUCAAAGUCAAAGCUACAAUGUUAACAGCACUACUAAGUCAAUAUGUCAUCAAUUAAAAUGUGACAUAUGUGAAAAGGAUUUUACGUACAAGUCUAAAUUGCAGAGUCACCUGAGAGUCCACACAGGUGAGAAGCCCUAUUUUUGCAAAAUAUGUGGGAAAGACUUCAAACUUCAAUAUAACUUAACCGUACACCUGAGAAUCCAUUCAGGCGAGAAGCCGUACGAUUGCAAGACCUGUGGGAGAGAUUUCAGUGAUAUAUCUGCAUUGAAGAGUCAUCUAAGAACCCACACAGGAGAAAAGCCAUUUUCUUGCCAAACAUGUGGAAAACAAUUCAGUCACUCAACAUCCUUGACUAUUCACAGUAGAACCCACACAGGUGAGAGGCCAUAUUCCUGUGAAACAUGUGGCAAAGGAUUCAAAUGUAGUAGUGAGUUAAAAGUCCACAUGAGAAGCCACACAGGUGAGAAGCCAUUUACUUGCCAAACAUGUGGAAAACAAUUCAGUCACUCAACAUCCUUGACUAUUCACAGUAGAACCCACACAGGUGAGAGGCCAUAUUCCUGUAAAACAUGUGGCAAAGGAUUCAAAUGUAGUAGUGUGUUGAAAGUCCACAUAAGAAGCCACACAGGUGAGAAGCCGUGCCUUUGCAAGUACUGCGGACAAAGAUUCAGUAACAAUUCAACAAUGACAAGGCAUUCAAGAAUCCACACAGGUUAAAAGUUGUGUAUUUACAAAAUAUGUGGGAGAGUUUUCAGACAGAGCAGUGGUUUGUUGAGCCACAUCAAAAAAGUCCAGACUGGUCACACACCUGAGGAUCAAUAUACACAGGAGAAACCAUCGAGCUAAAACUGCUGUGGGAAAAUGUUCACAAACAUAAUGAAAUCCAGUUUGCAGAAGCUACAUCUCUUUAACACAAUUACCAACAUGUUUUAAAGGUCACCUAUUAUGCAAAAUCCACUUGUUCAUGUCUUUUAUACAUAAACAUGUGUCCCCUCUGUGUAAAGAGAUUCUGAAAGUUUCAGUUAAAAAGAUUUGCUCACGUUUUGUCCUGAUCCAAAAACCUGUCUGAAAAUGAGCUGAUUUUGGCCACUUUAUGAUGUCAUAACGAUUUUUUGGCUUGUGUAACCAUUAGCCAAUCACCAACCAAGGUAACACCCCCACCGUAUCCCCUGAAUCUCCUCUUAGAGCACCAUUGUGUUCUUUUUAACCAAAUAUCUCUCAUAGGGGCGUGGGGAGUGGCUCCUUAUUUUCAUCUAAAGUAACAGACAGAGAAUCAGCACUUUUGAAACAGGGCUGUAACAGAGGGGUUUAUGGGAUGCUACAAUGCAUGAUCUGUUUGGUAUUUGGAGCCAAACACUUCAGAGACAUGUUUUGUAUAUAUCUGAGACCUAUAAUAUAUUGAUGAAAAACAGUAUAAUAGGGGACCUUUAAAUAAAAGAGAUUUAAAUACUUGUAAAUGUUCCCUUCAUUUGACUGUUCUACUUACACUGAUCAGCCAUAACAUUAUGACCAACUGCCUAAUAUUAUGUAGGUCCCCCUUUUGCGGACUCCACUAGACCUCUGAAGGUGUGCUGUGGUACGAGGACUGACCACUGCAGACCAGGAUUACCCCACAAGAGCAGCCGUUUUGGAGAUGCUCUGCCCAAGUCGUCUAGCCAUCACAAUUUGUCCCUUGUCAAAAUCGCUCACAUCCUUACGCUUGCCCAUUCUUCCAACACGUCAACUGGAGGACAAAGUGUUCACUUGCUACCUUAAAUAUUCCACCCACUGACAGGUGCCAUUGUAACGAUAUAAUAAAUGUUAUUCACAUCACCUGUCAGUGGUCAUAAUGUUAUGGCUGAUCAGUGUAUACCUUACUUUAUAUAUUACUUAAUUGCAUAAUUUAGGGUAAAUGUUAUUUCCACAUUCAGUUCACAGUAGUGACUGUAGAAACAAUGGUGUGAUCUUGAUGGAUGCUGGUUUUGUCUGAAUGUUUAUUGAUGAAGCAGCUUGAAUGUAUUUUUUAUAAAAGUGCAAAAAGGACAUUCAACCCAUUUCUAUCAAACAACAAAAUAACAUGAAAAGUUAUGCAUUUGUAAUGCCAUCAUCUGCUAGUGUUUUGAAAGUGUUUGUGGUAGGAGUGAUUAUAUGCUCCUCUUGGAUUUUGAAUAAAAUAAUUGAGGCAG